Molecule: messenger RNA, 900 nt
Organism: Ilex paraguariensis (yerba mate)
Lineage: Eukaryota; Viridiplantae; Streptophyta; Magnoliopsida; Aquifoliales; Aquifoliaceae
Source: the annotation of a GenBank genome assembly
AUGGCUCCUACGGGAUCGCUCUACCUUGCUAUUAUACUCUGUUUUCUAACUAUGGUUCAUGCUCGCAUGUCCGGCGUUUUCUCAAGCGGGCCAUGGCAGGACGCCCACGCCACCUUUUAUGGCGGCGGUGACGCCUCGGGCACUAUGGGUGGAGCGUGUGGUUAUGGGAAUCUGUACAGCCAAGGCUACGGAGCAAACACAGCGGCACUGAGCACGGCCAUUUUCAACAAUGGUCUGAGCUGCGGAGCUUGCUUCGAGAUCAAGUGCGCCGAAGAUCCAAGGUGGUGCAACCCAGGAAGACCCUCCAUUUUUGUCACCGCCACCAACUUUUGUCCACCCAACUAUGCUUUACCAAAUGACAAUGGUGGGUGGUGCAACCCUCCUCGAACCCACUUCGACCUCGCCAUGCCCAUGUUCCUCAAGAUUGCUCAGUACCGUGCCGGUAUUGUUCCGGUCAAUUUCCGCCGCGUGCCAUGCAGAAAGAAAGGAGGGAUGAGAUUCACAAUCAACGGCUUCCGUUAUUUUAACCUAGUUCUAAUCACCAACGUCGCGGGUGCAGGGGAUAUCAUACGGGCCAGUGUCAAAGGGACCAACACUCCGUGGAUGCCAUUGAGCCGCAACUGGGGCCAAAACUGGCAAUCUAAUGCUGUCCUCGUUGGGCAGGCCCUGUCUUUUAGGGUCACAGGCAGUGACCGUCGCAUUUCAACCUCUUGGAACGUGGCACCAUCCAAUUGGCAAUUUGGUCAGACCUUCAUGGGCGAGAACUUCAGGGUCUGAAACACCAAAAAGAAAAAUUGAAAGUAUUCCUAUUCCAAGUUUAACUUUUCAAACCCGUUAGUCCAUUAGUAAGUACCGUGACAAAGCAAUUGUUGCUCACCUGAUACGAUUGUAUAAAGUCAC